GGAUUCCCUCUCCGCUUUCGAAAUGGUGUCGCAAGUAUCCCUGAUUUGUAAACUUCUGUGAGGUCACAUUUGGUAUGAUAUUAGCAAUACGCCAAUAACGCGCAUGUUUAAGUGUCGUCUUUAAUCAGUGAAAAUCAUGUUUUCUAAAUUGUUUUCGUGGUGGGGCGGAGGUAAAUCAGAAGCGGCAGCGGGAGAGUCCAACGUGCUGGACGACGAAGGAAGUAGUACAGGUACCAGAGAGGGCAGUACUGCGAUGAGAUUGACCAUUUCAUCAUUUAAAAAGAAAUUUCCAACUGUGAAGUGUGUGAAAACUGAUGUAGUGCAGACAUGGUUGCAAGAAGGAUCUGCAUCGACUAAAGUGGGUGACAUUAUUGAGAAAAGACCAUUGGUUGUUGUGGAUUCUAGACCAGACUCAGAAUACCAAGUAAGCCAUAUUCCCGGUGCUAUCAGAAUUGAUUAUACUACUGAUCAUAUGGAUGAUGUCGUGCAACAAAUUAAAAAAAGUGUUGAUGAAGAGUCGAAAGACCUUACAAAGACUGUUGUACUGUACUGCUCCCUUGGUUACCGAUCAUGUGUCCUUGCUGAAAAAGUGAUGAAGGCAUGUCAAGAUAGCGAUUUGGAUGUUUACAACAUGGAAGGUGGUCUGUUUAAAUGGGCCAAUGAGGGCGCACCAAUGGAGAAUGGAAGUGGACGUCUCACAAAAUAUGCACACCCGUACAAUUACGUGUUUGGAAAACUCUUGCAUCAUUCUCUGAGAAAAGAAACACCUGAAAACAUGGAAAAAUGAUAAACUGUCUAAUUAGAAUGUCUAUGGUAGGGGAUUCUAUGGUCAACCGACUAUUGUGUCAAUCUCUGUCAUGGUAUAAAUUAAUUUAAUGACUUAUAUCGAUUAAUUUGAAGAGCUGUAGUCGUUGCGCUGCGUCAAUAAGUUAAGGUUAUCUUAUUGAAUAUUAUUUAUUUGUUGCCUUGAACAUGAUAUGUGACAUAUCGGUAUACUAAUUGUGAUUGAAUUUUCUUUAGGGCAGGGAGUCCAAUCAUACAUACAUGGGACUUUUCACCCAAGAAUGUAAAUAUGCCAAUUUUAAUAAAUCAAUAAUAAUAUGUAAAACAUAA
Messenger RNA from Saccoglossus kowalevskii, 1113 nucleotides. RefSeq lists its product as uncharacterized. Lineage: Eukaryota; Metazoa; Hemichordata; Enteropneusta; Harrimaniidae. Gene Ontology annotation, molecular function: thiosulfate-cyanide sulfurtransferase activity. The record is from RefSeq and is a predicted model, not a curated record.